GCGCAAAAACCGCUCGAAUCCGUUGCGGAACAUCGAAAUCGGUUCUACAGGAUGUUAGUAAAAACUGAGCGAGUGGGUUCGGUGUCCGAUGGGGAUUUGCAAUGCGCCUGCCACGUUUCAGCGAGCGAUGAACAUGACGUUCCAGAACUUCGUCAACAAGACACGGCUGACGCAAGGAAUGAUUAACUUCUGCGUGAUCAUGUACAUGGACGACAUCUUGGUCUAUUCGGAGACCUAUCACGGACAUGCGCAACACAUCGAAUGGACAUUGAGUGCAUUAAGAGACGCUGGGUUCAAGAUUGCGCUUGAGAAGAGCGAAUUUUUCCUCUCGGAAAUUUCGUUCUUAGGAUAUGUUGUGACACGUGGAGGAUUGCGGCCAGACUCGAGAAAAGUUGCGGCGGUCAAGGAAGCUCCGGUUCCCACGUCACUGACGCAGGUUCGAGCCUUCUUGGGAUUGGCGUCGUAUUACCGACGUUUCAUCAAGGGCUUUGCCGCGAUUGCACGACCACUAACGAAUCUGUUACGAAAGGACCAGCCUCUCAGCUGGGACGCGGAGUGCCAGCAGGCUUUUGCAACCCUCAAGAACGCUCUGGCAAUGGCCUCUAUUUUGAUUCGACCGGACCCCUUGAAGCAGUUCAUUCUCAUCACGGACUGGCAACCCGAAGCUAUCUUCGCUAUUUUAGCACAGAAGGGGAACGAUGGUCGCAAACAAGUCAUCGAGUACGCGUCGCGCACCUGGUCGGCUUGCGUAGAAGGAGCCGCGGAACGCAUCCCGCCGUCGCAGCGACAACAUUUGGAUCCCCGGGCGAUUCGCGACCCUGCCUUCUUCAGGCAGCCUACGGCGGAACAGUUUGCUGCCAUUCGGGAAGAAGAGGAGGAGGAGGAGAGUACCGAGAGCAACGAAAACGAAGGCGGGCUGGAAGAAAGCGGAGGUAGCGAAGAAGUAUCCGGAGAAAACGAAACCCCCGAAGAAGGAAGUUAUAGCGAGCACAGUGAGAGGGAACAAAGCGAAGAAAAAGAAGAGGACGAGGAGGAAGACGAAGGGCACGAAGAAGAAUCUGUCGGAUCAGAGUGGAAAGUCGUGCCGGGAGAAGCGCUGCGCACAGGUACAGAAGCAGAGGACCCCGAGGCAGCUCGUAAAAGAGAGGAGAUCGCGGUCAGGAAGACGGAGUUAAAACUCGCAGGCGCGGCGAGUCUGCAGAUCUACGACGACCCGAACCGAGAUCCGGAGCCGCCCCGACCUGAAGAUGGCAACCUCGAGGCCACGACUCCGGCCCCAUCAGCACGGCGACGAAGCCGAUCCCCAUCCUCCCCAACCCGUCCCCCAGUUCGCCGACGUACCGAUACGGGCGAUCGGCCAUCGUCCCCGAUCGCUCUCUCGCCGUCCCCUUGACUACCUCAUCCUUCGCCAGCUCACCACCCCCGUCACGUUCCCCUCCAAUCCGUUCCCCCGCAGUACCUUCCGCCACUUC
This is a messenger RNA of Chara braunii, 1472 nucleotides long. The record is from the annotation of a GenBank genome assembly. Lineage: Eukaryota; Viridiplantae; Streptophyta; Charophyceae; Charales; Characeae.